CGGUAGCCUCUCCCUCUUAAAUACCGCACAUGAGAGAGAGAGAGAGAGAGAGAGAGAGAGAGAGAUGGAAGGAGCGACGCUAUCAAAACCGUUAAUCCUACCAGCUUUCCGGGCAGAAGAAGUCCAUUGUACUGGAAGAGCUUUUAGCUCCAGUUUGAGUGCAAGAGAGAAGAAGCUAGUCUGUGUGACCAGUGGCAAUUCUUGCUUGGGUUCUCAUAUAGUGAAGGAGCUCUUGGCUAACGGCUACCUUGUUCGAGUCACCAUUCAAAACCCAGUGGAUUUUGAAGACAUUAAGGAACUAAUGAAAGAUGAAGAGAUAAACCAACUAGAAAGUGUUGUGGUAGCAAAGAUGCAAGAUUUGGAAAGUCUUUGUGAUGCAUUUAGAGGUUGUCAUGCUAUUUUCCACACCUCAUCUUUCAUAGAUCCGCAUGGAGUUUCAGGUUAUUCAGAACAUAUGGCAUUCCUGGAGACUGAGGUUGCAAGGAAUGUUAUUAAAGCUUGCAGUGGGGCAGCAUACAUGAGGAGGUGUAUCUUCACUUCUUCUCUUCUUGCAUCAAUCUGGAGUGAUGACAAUCUAGACAGAACUAUUGAUGAGGGUUGUUGGAGCAACGAGGAAUUCUGCAGAGAAAACAAGCUUUGGCUUGCCUUAGGGAAGACGACCGCAGAGAAGGCUGCUUGGGGGAAGUCAAAGGAAUUGAAAGUGAAGCUUGUAACAGUCUGCCCUGGCCUUCUUAUGGCUCCUUCGUUCCCCUAUGCUCACAAAGACACUUCUCUACCAUAUCUUAAAGGGGGCUCGGUCAUGCUACAACGAGGCAUACUAGCAACUGGAGAUGUGAAUAAGGUUGCAGACGCACACGUCCGCGUUUAUGAAGCUAUGGAUGAUGGAGCUUUUGGGCGAUAUCUUUGCUUUGAUAAGGUAGUGGAAAGAUUGGAUGAGGGCAUGCAGCUGGAAAAUGAAUUGAAGAGGCAUGGACUGCGGCCUGGAAGUGUGGUCUCAGCGGAAGAAACACGAGAAGUACACAGCAAGCUUUGUAAUUCAAAGCUAGCCAAAUUGUUACUUGAAAGCUCACAAUGCAAAUCUUGCAGACAGUGACCCAUUAGUCCAUCAUGGAUGAUAUAUGCCUUUUGCGACGCUAAUUCUUGACCUUUGUUGGGCUUCCAAGAGAUGUAAGAGCUUGCAACAACACCCAUUAGUUUCUUCGCUAGGAGGUCUCAAAUUCAAAUUAUGAGAGUGGGAAGUGAAACAAGUAAUGAGAAUUAAUUAAUACUUGUAAGCCAAUUAUGGUAUCUAUCAUAAUGGAGUGAAGUUCCCAUUCAUAAUUCUAUGAUGAAAAGAAGACUAAAUACAUCAUUUCAUACUUGAAUUUAAAUCAAA
Hevea brasiliensis (rubber tree) is the source of this 1375-nucleotide messenger RNA. Its product is annotated as cinnamoyl-CoA reductase-like SNL6. The coding region runs from base 65 to 1093 and encodes 342 amino acids. Gene Ontology annotation, biological process: steroid biosynthetic process. The transcript is spliced from 5 exons. Gene Ontology annotation, molecular function: 3-beta-hydroxy-Delta5-steroid dehydrogenase (NAD+) activity. The record is from RefSeq and is a predicted model, not a curated record. Lineage: Eukaryota; Viridiplantae; Streptophyta; Magnoliopsida; Malpighiales; Euphorbiaceae.